CCCACCCAAAUAGAAUUAAAUUACUCAGUAUGAAAAUACCUCCCCUGGAACUAACAAUCCUACCAUGCCAAAAGUGUGACCACCUGGAAACGUACCAUUGACGGCAAUGGGUGGACUUAAAAAUGAAAGAAAAACUGAGAAAUUGCGCUUAUAGACCCCAAUCGCAUCCUCUAUUCUCUCUUCUUCGUAAUAUACCUUCGAAGGCGACCCAGGGCAUGAGCACCUAGUCCAACGCAUCCACCCAAUCGUGACUGACAACGCCGGCCGCCGUCUAGGUUCACCACCGUGCCCCGCCUCCCGCCUUCUCAGAAGCUCAACCCACAUCUCCGCUGAGCCGCCUAGCGUGUCUGACUCUGAUUGUCGCUCGGCCGCUGAAGUGUUGAUUUGCUGAAGCAGGAUCGGCCCUGAUAGUCUCUGGUCAAGAAUUGACCUACCAUAGUUUUGAAGAAAAGUUUAAUCUUUCCAAAAUUUAAACCUAUCAUCAUCAAGAGAAAUAGGAAACAGGGGAAGGAAGGAGAGGUGGGGAUAGGUAAAAUGGGGCUGUUUGAUUUGGAGAAGCACUUCGCCUUCUACGGAGCAUACCACAGCAACCCGGUGAAUAUCUUCAUUCACAUGCUCUGCGUCUGGCCAAUUUUCUUCACCAGUCUUGUCCUCCUCUACUUCACUCCCCCAAUUCUCAACGCCUCUCCAGUUCAGCUUUGGGGUCAUACUGUCCUGGUGUUCAACUAUGGCUUCUUGCUGACCUUAAUUUAUGGCCUCUUCUAUGUGGGUUUGGACAUCAAGGCUGGCUCUCUCGGUGCUCUUCUUUGCUUUCUCUGCUGGAUCUCAAGCAGUCGCCUUGCUCUUGUACUUGGUUUCUCCUUAGCCUGGAAGGUAGUUCUUGCAGCUCAAUUGUUCUGUUGGACAGGACAGUUCAUAGGGCACGGUGUGUUUGAGAAACGAGCUCCAGCUUUGCUGGACAAUCUCACACAAGCAUUCCUCAUGGCUCCUUUCUUUGUCCUGUUUGAGGCUCUUCAGACUUUCUUGGGCUAUGAACCUUAUCCGGGCUUUCAUGCCCGUGUUGAAGCUAAGAUAAAAGCUCUAAUUGAGGAAUGGAAAGAAAAACAAAAGCAGCACAAGAAAAUUUCUUGAAUGAAAAAUGAUAUAUUUUCUUGUUUAGAACUUUCUGUUUGCAUUACUGAAACUGGGUUGCAUACAUUACUUUCUGUAAACCCCUUUAUACUCCAUCUGUCCCUAAAUAAAUUUCUCAAUUCCUUUUUAUGAAUGUACAUAAAUAAAGUUUCAUUUCCGUAUUUGAUAAAUAAAUUUAUAAUAAUUUAUUUUACUAUUAUAUGAGUGAAAGGAUGUGAAAGAAAAAAAU
This is a messenger RNA of Cuscuta epithymum, 1360 nucleotides long. NCBI's taxonomy places the organism in Eukaryota, Viridiplantae, Streptophyta, Magnoliopsida, Solanales, Convolvulaceae. The record is from the annotation of a GenBank genome assembly.